UUGUCUUUUCCCCCUUUCCGAUUUCUCCCGAUUUCUCCUUCUCCGAUCGUCAACCUCCGUCUAGCUUUCUUCGGCAAUUUAUUCAUCUGUUUUCUACUUGAGGGUGGUGUGGGCAGUUCCAUAAACUGUAGAUGUGAAGGAUGUAAGAACAAAUUUGGCCGCAAAGAUGGGUCUUCGAUUGUUGACAUGGAAGCUGAACAAGAGGAGGAAAAUGAAACAUCUGAGAGAAGCAGAACAGCCGAAAGCCAACAGAACACUGAGGUUUUAAUGAGAAAGGAGGCGAGUUCUGCUCUACCUACGACACCAACACCAAAUUACAGACAAGAAUUGGUUCAAUUACUACCUUUCUCAUCAUCUAAGAACAGAAUGCUUCCUCCACAGUCUCUUCUUGGAGGUGGAUCUUUUUCAGGGAUAUUUAACAGUCAAUAUAUAAGAAAACCAGAUAUUGAUUUGACUCAAUCCCGGAUAGAGAACUCAUUCGAGACAGUCGCAGAGGAUAGAGCGGAAGAAAUGCCUGAGAUUCUCAUCCACUCCCCUAUACCUAACAUCAAGAGUGUUUCUCCCAACGGCAAGAGGGUCUCUCCUCCUCAUAUGGAAUCAUCUACCUCAAGUUCAAUUCCAAGGAGAAGAAGUGGCCGGCGGAAACUGAUAUUGCAGUCAAUUCCAUCGUUUCCUUCUCUCACUCCCCAACACUGAAAAGCAUUUUGGUUGGUGUACCCCUGAAUAUUCUUUGAAUCUCUUUCAAGGUGAAAGAUGAUAGUAACCGCAUGGCAAGCAACAUUAUGCAGUCCCUCGCCAAGACAUUGUGCAAACGAAACCAAGAGACACAUUUUCGCAACAUGAUUACCAAAAUCCACAUAUGAGGGAGGUUAACAAGAAGAUCUAGGAGAGAAUAAAGGGAGAGAGAUCAAAGAAGGGACCAAGAAAGCUAACUAUUUUGUAAACAAAAAAAAUUCAGUUUUAACAAUUUUCUCAUUAAACCGUUAAAUCUUAUUCAACAAUCAAUUUUCCAAUAACU
This is a messenger RNA of Camelina sativa (false flax), 1018 nucleotides long. Its product is annotated as protein tesmin/TSO1-like CXC 2. Gene Ontology annotation, molecular function: DNA-binding transcription factor activity. NCBI's taxonomy places the organism in Eukaryota, Viridiplantae, Streptophyta, Magnoliopsida, Brassicales, Brassicaceae. The record is from RefSeq and is a predicted model, not a curated record.